AUGGUGUACAAGAUGGCGACGGUCGGCUGCUGCACUGACGAGCAGGGUAGUGGUGCUAUGGAAGAUAGUGAAGAGGCGUCCAGCAAAGAACAUAAUAAUCACAGCACGACGACGACGACAACAACAUCAACUACUAACUCUCAAUUAGUGGACGUUUGUAAGAAAAAUGGUGUUGUUCUCAAUUGUAUCUUAGAUGAUAAAUCGUGCCAUGCUUCCAUCACCGCUACCACUACUCGCACAAUCGCCGAAGAUGCAAAGAAGAAGCAGAAAGCAGCGACCAAAUCUGACAAGAGUUCUCGGAUUAAUGGUAGUAAUAUCAAUAUCAACAGUAACUCGGCGACCAAGGGACUAUUGCUAAAUCAACCAUCCAUUCCGAAUUUACGUUCAAGGAAAGAUAAACAACAGCGACCGAUUAUUGAGUCGCCCCGUAAAAGGAGGAGGUCUUCUCGACAUGAAAAAGCAGACCAUCAGCAGCAGCAACUGUCGACAACAGUCUCAACAACAGAGAGGAAGAAAAAAGUCAAUGACCUUGAAAACCAGAGUAUCAGCUGUUGCUGUCUGGAGCAAAAGUCUCAGGGAGUAAACUCUCAUGAAAACAACAAUGCAAGCCCAUGUAUUUCCAAGCAAGCCAACAGCAAAGGAUCUCCUGAACCAGCCUCUCAAUCAAUUUACGGAUUACACUCCAUUUUUGACGGAUUGGCUCUUAAUAAUGAGCGGACCAAAACUGCUGCAGGUCAGGUGGGGUUGUCUAGUUCUACUGCCCAUUCAGGGUUACUGCCACCUCUCAUAGACCGCCCUUACACACCCAUCCUGUCCUGUAGCACAGCCAGUGUCAGCAAUGCGGUCAACUGUGCGUUGAUCUCAUCAUCAUCGUCAUCAUCAUCAUCAUGUAAAGACUCACAAAACUUUGACUACAACUGCAACAAGGAAACAGUAACACAUUGCAAAUGGAAAAACUGUGAUAUCGUCUUGGACCCCGACUUGCUCAUGGCACAUAUUCGUGAGAAACAUGUUGAGAGUCAAGAAGGUAGUGAAACAUAUGUAUGCUUUUGGGAUGGUUGUAAGGUGUAUGCGAAACGCUCUUGCUCCAUGUCUUGGCUUGAGCGGCACAUUCUCAGUCACAGUGGUGACAAGCCAUUCAAAUGCAUUGUUGAUGGCUGCGAUAUGCGUUUCCCAUCACAUCAUGGUCUUGAAAGACACGUUAAUAGCCAUUUUAACACACAACAGCCUACUGCUCCCAAACCACCUAAGUUAAGGGAAGAUACUCCAACCAAAUUAUGGAAAAAAAAGAAAAUGAAGAGGAAAAGACCUCAAUUGGUAAGAACCGGAGAUUUUUUUGACAGUGGAAUAAUGGAACGUUUACAACAAGAGCUGAUCACGCUUACACGAAUCACGCAGAUUGAUUUAGAAGGCAGCACUAAUUCCAUAACAUUCCAUGGCACUGUGAUUGCAAGAAGAAGAGAAGACUCUGGAAAAAUAAAAGUUUUAUUACACUGGACACCUGAGAACAUAUUCCCUGAUUGCUGGGUGCCAGAGUCACAGGUGCAAGAAGUGCACAAACGUGUCAUUCCACUGACAAGCUUACCUCAGGAUAGUGCAGCAGCUCUGCAUUCCUCAUUCUAUCGUCGGCACCGCUAUCGCAAACAUCGCAGAAAAUAAUCAGUCAACUAUGGUUUUAAAACCCUCACUCAACCCCCCCUGUUAUAUUUUUACAGCAGUCCUAACUUACCUCCACCCUCUACCUCUCCUAUCUUUCUCUUUCUAUGUGUGUGUGUGUGUCUGUCUUUCCAUACAGACCUCUGCCCUUCUGUACUUCUCCUUUUCUUCCCCACCCACCCCUUUCUAUACUGACCUCUCUUCCCCCCUUCAUUGCCAUUCUGACCUUUCUGCCCUCUCCAUACUGAUCUCUCUCUCUCUUUCUCUUUCUACCUCUCUUCUCUCUUUCUCUCUCUUUUCUACUGUCUCCUGCUUUUCCUAUUCUAACCUUCCUCCUAAUACUUACCUCUGUGUCUCUCUCUGCACUAACCCUUCUUUCUUCAAUACUCUUUUCUGGUCUCUCUUUAAAGUGACUUUUUCCUUUCUUAUAUCCCUGUUACCUUCAUUCAUUUCUUUCUCUCCAUUUCUAAGUAUCUACAAAUAACUUCCAACUGAAGAGAGAACUCAUCCUUUCCCAUGCCACCCUUCCCCUGGAUCCUGUGGAAAUAUAAAUAUACAAUUCUAUAAGUCUGACUGUCUGACAUAUGUUCCUUGUAAGGAUAACCAACAACAGUCAGUGAAGACAAAGGAAGAGUUUCUUUCAAAAAAAACUUCUUCCUGUCCCAUUCCUUCAAACAAGAAAACAGAAAUGAAUGAAAGAAAUUAAACCAAAAAAAAGAAAAAAAGAAAGAAAAAGAGAGAGAGAGAGAGAAAGAGAGAAAAUGU
Molecule: messenger RNA, 2421 nt
Organism: Octopus bimaculoides (California two-spot octopus)
Lineage: Eukaryota; Metazoa; Mollusca; Cephalopoda; Octopoda; Octopodidae
Biological process (GO): regulation of transcription by RNA polymerase II
Cellular component (GO): ESC/E(Z) complex
Source: RefSeq, a predicted model, not a curated record